Molecule: messenger RNA, 1770 nt
Organism: Aspergillus viridinutans
Lineage: Eukaryota; Fungi; Ascomycota; Eurotiomycetes; Eurotiales; Aspergillaceae
Product: triacylglycerol lipase family protein
Exons: 3
Coding region: 1-1770 (589 amino acids)
Biological process (GO): lipid metabolic process
Molecular function (GO): triacylglycerol lipase activity
Source: RefSeq, a predicted model, not a curated record
AUGUAUGCUCUUCAACCUCCGCGCAAAGAUGUUCCAAUGGCUCUGCUGAUCAAGGUCGCCCUGCAGAGGUUACUGGCAUGGUGGUUCUCAAAAUCGCCUAGAACUAGGCUGCGACAUCGUCUGGCCUCCGCGCAGACAUUUGAGGAGUGGGAAGAGGCUGCUUUUGAGCUGGACGAGCUCCGGAGCGCGGAUUUAUGGCGCCAGAACCCGACAAGUCGACACUACGACUACCGAUUGAUUCUGGGGCGAGUAGAAGCUUUGAUGACUGCUCGUGAGGAAGAGGAUAUCCUGACACUGGCCAAUCUUCUUCGCUCCGGACUUGUCCGCAACCUGGGCAACAUCACCUCCCCGAAACUCUUCUUACAUGCGUACGCUGGCACGAAACUCCUCAUUGAUGACUAUAUCACACAAGUCGCACUUUCGAUCCAGCACAUAACGGCUCUGCAGACCGCUCCAGUCCACGAGAGUGGGUUCACCUCGCAGGCCAAGCUGGAGCUCCUGCAUGAUACUCGCCAAGCUUUCGGUAGAACAACUCUGCUCCUGCAAGGUGGCUCAAUAUUCGGGCUAUGUCAUCUUGGUGUGGUCAAGGCUCUGCAUCUGCAGGGUCUUUUGCCCAGAAUCAUCACGGGGACAGGAACUGGAGCGCUCAUUGCGGCUCUGGUUGGGAUCCACUCCGAGGACGAAUUGUUGUCGUUCCUUGAUAGUGAUGGGAUUGAUUUGACGGCUUUUGAUCGCCGACGACGGGAGAAGCUUUCUGGCGAGCACUCACAGGAAUUGCCUUACGGUAGCGAAGACAGCUGGCUUGGGACGCUUUUCCGUCGGGUGAAGCGCUACAUUGAAAAAGGCUACUUUCUCGACGCUGGAGUUCUGGAGGAAUGUGUGCGGGCGAAUUUGGGUGAUUUAACCUUCGAGGAAGCAUAUGCACGGUCGAAACGUAUCUUGAACAUUACAAUAGCGACAUCGGGCAAGAAUGGCACCCCGAACCUGCUGAAUUACCUGACCGCGCCGAAUGUUUUAAUCUGGUCGGCGGCAGUUGCCUCGAACGCGUCCUCGCGUACGUUAUACCAGCCUGUCACGAUAUACUGCAAAGAUGAAACAGGCUCAAUAGUCCCCUGGCCACACGCUCAGGACGCCACCUUCCACUCAUGGCGCCACGUACAUUAUAGCGACGGGGAGUCACCGCUUUCCCGCAUCGCCGAGUUAUUCAACGUCAACCACUUCAUCGUGUCGCAGGCGCGGCCGUAUCUCAUUCCAUUUCUGGGCUCGGACCUGAACCUGCUCGACCGCCAUCAGACAGGCCAGUGGAACAUCACGCGGCCGCUGAAGCGCCUAGUCGUCGUGGAGCUGCGCCACCGACUUCGCCAGCUGGACUACCUCGGUCUCCUGCCUCAAAUCAUCGGCCGACUCCUCAUCGAAGAGACGAUCCCUGGAUCGAAUCUCACGCUUGUUCCCGAUCUAUCUCUGAUUGACUUUACGGAGCUCCUACAGAAUCCGAGCAAGGACAACCUGGCAUACUGGAUCUUAAAGGGUGAAAGGAGCGUAUGGCCAGCUAUCGGCGCGCUCAAGGUUCGCUGUGCGGUCGAGAUCGAGCUUGACAAGGGGUAUCAGCGCGUGCGGCGAAGGCGGCCUAGCGAGAGUGUAGCAUUGCACCGGCGAGGUCCCAACGAGGGUGUACCCAGGAGACGGAGGGGGUAUAGUAUAGACAACGGACGGGAUCUGAGCAGUUUGCUGGGGAGUGCGGACUAUCAGCCGGAUGUGCCGAAUUCAUGA